Molecule: messenger RNA, 2208 nt
Organism: Elgaria multicarinata webbii
Lineage: Eukaryota; Metazoa; Chordata; Lepidosauria; Squamata; Anguidae
Gene: KIF2B
Product: kinesin family member 2B
Exons: 1
Coding region: 1-2208 (735 amino acids)
Biological process (GO): microtubule-based movement
Molecular function (GO): microtubule binding; microtubule motor activity; ATP binding
Source: RefSeq, a predicted model, not a curated record
AUGCGCACGGGUGCCCUUUACCACCAGGCGCUGGAUGACUGUGGCUGUCUGCCUUGGGUGGCAGCGUGUCUGCCCGCCCGCUUCUCUCGCUUCCCGCUGCUGCCGAGCAUCGGCAACGCUUUCCCUCCGGGACGCAAAGCGCAGACAGACAUGGCCAAGCAGUUCGGGGCCAUCCAGGUGGGCACCUAUUUGGAGAUCAAGCGGAGCGACGGGCGCGUCCACCCGGCCCUGGUGACGGCGCUGCACGAGGAUACCAGCAGCGUGACCGUGGAAUGGAUCGAGAAAGGCGCGAACAAGGGCAAGAAGGUGGAGCUGAGCGUCGCCUUCUCGCUCAACCCGCAGCUGGCCCCGACUGGGCUCCGAGCGGAGGCGCUCUCGGCGCCCACGCCGUCGGAUCAGGGGGAUCACUCCAGCCCGCCCUCUAACUAUGUGGUCACGCCCAUCACGAAGGAGAAGCCGGGCGGGGACAGCCCGGACCGCGAGUUCAAGCGGUCUCCGUCGGCGGGGACGGCGGGCAAGCCCAGCCCCAGCCCGGCGCACAAGUCGCCCUGCGUCCUGGAGGUGGAGCGGCUGCGCGAGCGGCGCGAGAAGCGCCACCUCGAGCUGCUGGAGAGGCGAGCCCGGCGCGAGGCCAGCGACGCGCACCCGCACGCCGACGCCAUAGCCAUGAUCGCGCAGUACCGCGCCGCCUUGGAGCGCGGCGGCUCGGCCCUCCUGACCCACACCUGCCUUCUGGAGCCCAGCCGCAGCGGCGUCCGCAAAAUCUGCGUGUGCGUCCGCAAGCGGCCGCUCAACCAGCGCGAGGCGGAGCUCAAGGACUUCGACGUGGUGACCAUCCCUUGCUCCGACGUGGUGAUGGUGCACGAAGCCAAGCAGAAGUUGGACCUCACCCGCUACAUGGAGAACCAGACGUUCCGCUUCGACCACGCCUUCGACGACCAGGCCACCAACGAGAGUGUCUACAAGCACACGGCUCAGCCUCUGGUGGAGACAGUUUUCAGGGGCGGUAUGGCCACGUGCUUUGCUUAUGGGCAGACGGGCAGCGGCAAGACCCACACGAUGGGGGGAGACUUUUCUGGCAAGAAGCAGGACUCUUCCAAGGGCAUCUAUGCCAUGGCUGCCCAGGACAUCUUCAGCCUGCUUCAGGACCCCACCUACAAAAUGCUGGAGCUCCAGGUCUUUGGGGCUUUCUUUGAGAUCUACUGGGGAAAGGUCUACGACCUGCUGAACUGGAAAAAGCGGCUACGGGUGCUGGAGGACAGCAACCAGCAGGUUCAGGUGGUCGGGCUGCUGGAGCAGGAGGUGAUUUGCGUGGACGAUGUCAUGAAACUCAUUGAGAUCGGCAAUCGGUGCCGGACGUCAGGCCAGACCUCGGCCAAUUCUCAUUCCUCGCGGAGCCACGCGGUCUUCCAGAUCAUCCUCAAGAGAAGAGGCAGGCUGCAUGGCAAGUUCUCCUUGAUUGACUUGGCUGGCAACGAGCGGGGGGCCGACACCUCCAAUGCAGACCGCCAAACCAGGUUGGAGGGCGCGGAGAUCAACAAGAGCCUCUUGGCACUCAAGGAAUGCAUCAGAGCCUUAGGGCGCCAGAAAGGCCAUACACCCUUCCGAGCCAGUAAGCUCACCCAGGUGCUGAGGGACUCUUUUAUCGGAGAAAACUCCUGCACCUGCAUGAUUGCCACCAUCUCACCAGGAAUGAGGUCGUGCGAGCACACCCUCAACACGCUGAGGUACGCCAACCGGGUGAAAGAACUGGCAGUGGACCCAAGUGCCUUUAAGCAAUUCCAGCCGCCCUUGCCCAGAUCCAUUUUCCAGUUGGAUGACUUGACCAGGCCGUGGGCCAUCCAAAGCUUGCCCGAGACAGACGAGUUCAAAGUGUUCUGUGUCCAGAAAGAGGAUCAAGUUCCCCCACCGCCGGCUCUCAGUUUCAUGGCCGGAGGGAAAGGUCAGAAGAAGAGGAAAGAGAUGGAUGAGAAAGCUCUGGUGGAAGAGCAUCAGGAAUCUCUCAGGUGGCUGAAGGCUUUCCUGAAAAUGGCAGAAGACGUCGACUACGACAUGGAGUUUUAUGCCUCGCAGUUCGAAGCUGUCCUAGCGCAAAAGAUUGCCAUUCUGUCAGAGAUCCAGGAUAAAGUGAAAUCUUUCCGUACAAGCCUCUGUAAGGAAGAACUGGGCCGCAAUCCCAUCAUGGUGAAGCGAUCCCGUGUUCUGUGA